Trichoplusia ni (cabbage looper) is the source of this 530-nucleotide messenger RNA. It is a transcript of the gene RpS12, whose product is annotated as 40S ribosomal protein S12-like. Gene Ontology annotation, molecular function: structural constituent of ribosome. NCBI's taxonomy places the organism in Eukaryota, Metazoa, Arthropoda, Insecta, Lepidoptera, Noctuidae. Gene Ontology annotation, cellular component: cytosolic small ribosomal subunit; ribosome. The record is from RefSeq and is a predicted model, not a curated record. The transcript is spliced from 6 exons. Gene Ontology annotation, biological process: translation. The coding region runs from base 65 to 484 and encodes 139 amino acids.
AAAAAAUGUUUUUGACAGCUCUAGUCUUUUUCCGGUACGCAAGGUCGUCCAAUCAUAAAAAACCAUGGCUGAUGUCGAAGUUGAGGUACCCGUGAACCCCGUGCUGAGCGGCGGAGCUAUGGACGUGAACACUGCCCUCCAGGAGGUGCUCAAGACCGCCCUCAUCCACGGUGGGCUUGUACAUGGACUCCACGAGGCUGCUAAGGCUCUUGACAAGAGGCAAGCAGUACUGUGCGUUCUCGCUGAGAACUGUGAUGAAGCUGCAUACAAGAAGCUGGUCCAGGCUCUCUGCAACGAGCACCAGAUCCCACUUGUGAAGGUUGACAACAACAAGAAGCUCGGUGAAUGGGCGGGUCUCUGCAAAAUCGACAAAGAUGGCAAAGCCAGGAAAAUUGUCGGCUGCUCAUGCGUAGUAAUCAAGGACUUCGGUGAGGAGACGCCAGCGUUGGACGUGCUCAAGGACUACCUCAAGUCCUCAAGCUAAGCCACCUAGUGUUAUAAGUUUACAAAUAAAAAAUCCAAAAAAAUUA